Colias croceus (clouded yellow) is the source of this 500-nucleotide messenger RNA. RefSeq names its product U-Asilidin(12)-Dg3b-like. Lineage: Eukaryota; Metazoa; Arthropoda; Insecta; Lepidoptera; Pieridae. The transcript has 2 exons. The record is from RefSeq and is a predicted model, not a curated record. Bases 82 to 321 code for a protein of 79 amino acids. Gene Ontology annotation, biological process: defense response.
AGUUUGUUUACCUACCAUCAGUGUAAGCAUAGCUAUACAAGUGAAUUAAUUUCAAUAUUAUAACCAAACAUAAAAAGCAAAAUGAAAUUCUUCGCAGUCCUCGCUCUCUUCGCAACUCUUGUGGCAUUCGUGCUAGCAGCUCCUGCAGACGAGGAGUACAGUAUGUCGGGUCUGUCGGGCGAGGUGACGGAGGCGGUGGAGGUGUUCGGCAGCGCGCGGCAGCGGAUCUGCACGGCGGCGCUGUGCCGCGCGGUGUGCCAGUCGCUGGGCUUCCCGCGCGGCAGCUGCAACGCGCAACUCCUCUGCGUCUGCAGACGUUGAGACGUGUUCAUUCAUUUAGUACUUUACCCCGCAUAUUUUUUUAUAAAUUCUUCCUUGUGCCAUCAUUAUUACAAAUUUCACUUACAUCAUUGUCUAAAUUGUUCAGUCUACAUUGUAUAAUUUCGUUAUUUAGCAAAUAUGUAUAUGAAUAUUAAUAAAUACAUUAUAAUUAUAUAUUA